This is a messenger RNA of Peromyscus maniculatus bairdii (prairie deer mouse), 3055 nucleotides long. RefSeq names its product CUGBP Elav-like family member 6 (gene Celf6). The record is from RefSeq and is a predicted model, not a curated record. Gene Ontology annotation, molecular function: RNA binding. Lineage: Eukaryota; Metazoa; Chordata; Mammalia; Rodentia; Cricetidae.
CCAGCCGGACCCAGGCGCCCCGCCCUAGACCACGCCCCUUCUUAAUCCGCCCCGCCCCUCGCUCUCGGCCGGGCCCCGCCCCUCGCUCUCGGCCGGGAGCCGCCCCCUGGAUAGCCCCCCGCCCUCGCAGCCGGGCCCCGCCCCCUCCCCCCAGGCCCUCGCCAGCAGUCCAGGGAAGGGACGGCGGGACAAGCCGGACGCGCGGGAGGGCGGACGGGGCGGGGACAUGGCCGCGGCGCCCGGAGGGUCUGCGCCGCCCGCCGGCCCCGGCCCGCGCCUGGCUUUCAGCACCGCGGACAGCGGCGUCGGCAUGAGCGGGCUGAACCCAGGUCCCGCGGUGCCCAUGAAGGACCACGACGCCAUCAAGCUCUUCGUGGGGCAGAUCCCGCGGGGCUUGGACGAGCAGGACCUCAAGCCGCUGUUCGAGGAGUUCGGCCGCAUCUACGAGCUGACGGUGCUGAAGGACCGGCUCACCGGCCUCCACAAAGGCUGUGCCUUCCUCACCUACUGCGCCCGGGACUCUGCUCUCAAGGCCCAGAGUGCACUGCAUGAACAGAAGACCCUGCCAGGGAUGAAUCGUCCGAUCCAAGUGAAGCCGGCUGCCAGUGAGGGCCGAGGAGAGGACCGGAAGCUGUUUGUGGGGAUGUUGGGCAAGCAGCAGGGUGAGGAGGAUGUCAGACGUCUGUUCCAGCCCUUCGGCCAUAUCGAGGAGUGCACUGUCCUGCGGAGUCCUGAUGGUACCAGUAAAGGCUGUGCCUUUGUCAAAUUCGGGAGUCAAGGGGAAGCUCAAGCUGCCAUCCAGGGACUGCAUGGUAGCCGGACAAUGACGGGCGCCUCAUCCAGCCUGGUGGUGAAGCUGGCAGACACCGACCGCGAGCGCGCACUACGGAGGAUGCAGCAAAUGGCUGGCCAGCUGGGCGCCUUCCAUCCAGCGCCACUGCCUCUCGGAGCCUGUGGCGCCUACACCACUGCGAUCCUGCAACACCAGGCAGCGUUGCUGGCCGCGGCGCAGGGUCCCGGGUUAGGCCAGGUGGCCGCCGUGGCCGCCCAGAUGCAGCACGUAGCGGCCUUCAGCCUGGUGGCCGCACCGCUAUUGCCUACAGCAGCUAACGCGUCACCUGGUGGCAGCGGCCCUGGUGCACUCCCCGGCCUUCCAGCGCCCAUGGGGGUCAAUGGAUUCGGCUCCUUGACCCCCCAGACCAACGGACAGCCAGGCUCUGAUACGCUCUAUAACAACGGGCUUUCCCCGUACCCAGCCCAGAGCCCCGGUGUGGCUGACUCCCUGCAGCAGGCCUACGCUGGGAUACACCACUAUGCAGCAGCCUAUCCCUCGGCCUACGGCCCAGUGAACACAGCUUUCCCCCAGCAGCCUUCAGCUCUGCCUCAACAACAAAGAGAAGGUGAGGGCCUGGGGGCUGGAGAGCAGCGGCCUUUGUCUGUGGGGGUGCCCCUCGGGGUCCUUCCCCUGAACAAGCCUGCUCCUGUUCCUGCAGGCCCCGAAGGCUGUAACCUCUUCAUCUAUCACCUGCCUCAGGAGUUUGGGGAUGCAGAACUCAUACAGACAUUCCUGCCCUUCGGAGCCGUUGUCUCUGCCAAAGUCUUUGUGGAUCGUGCCACCAACCAGAGCAAGUGUUUUGGGUUUGUUAGUUUUGACAAUCCAACCAGUGCCCAGACUGCCAUCCAAGCCAUGAAUGGCUUUCAAAUCGGCAUGAAGAGGCUCAAGGUCCAGCUAAAGAGACCUAAGGAUGCCAACAGGCCUUACUGAUCUGCACUCACUGAUCAGUCACAGACAGAAACUGAAGAGUGAGAAGGAAGGAGAAAGAAAAGCACAGAAACGCUGGAGUGGCCCUACCGGAAGGAGUGGCAGCAGACGGAGGUGGACCGGACCCAGGGCUGGCGCCUGGGGCUCAGGCCACUCAUCAUGUGGGUUGUUCCACGGAGCGCUCAAGCUGGCAGGGCAACCAGUGCUGGCUGAGGAUCGACUGAUCUAAGGGAACCAGCAGAGGGCCUCGGGGGUGCCAAGGGCUUCUCAACAAGGGAAGCCCAGACUUACUUCGUUCAAAAUCAUAUCAUUCCUUAGUGUUUAGGGACCAAAGGACUAUUGCUUUUUUUAAGAAUAUAUAUAUAUCUAUAUAAAUUAAAACAAAGAAGAAAAAACAGAAGAGAGACAAAAAAGACAGUAUAGAGUCUCAUAAAAGCGGCCUUUAAAUACCCCUAGGAGACAGGGUGAAGGAGACCCUUGAUAGCCCAGCCUAGGCAGAGGAGGCUGUGGAAAGAUUGUCCUGUGUCUCGUUCCUUCUGAAGCUACUUCCUUGCCCUGCCCUUCUUAAAAAAUGGAAAAGGAUGUGAAGUCUAGACUCAUAUUCCAGCAAGAAGACGGUUAUGGAAGCAGUGAGCCCACAAUCCCCAAGCUCAGAUAGCAUCCCUGACGAGGAGGAGCUCAGGCCCGCUCGGCCUUCUGCUCUCCUGGGAGGGCCCCAGCCAUCAGAAUGGGAAUCUGCCUUUCCUUCCCGAUGCCCUUUCCUGCGGAGCCCCAGCCUCCCCAGGCCGGAAGAAAGAGGGAGCCUUUGCCUUCCCAGUCCAGGCAGGCCGAGGCCGCGCCUUGGCUGAGCUGAGACACCUCCUGUUUCCCCUCCUCUUGCGACUUGUUUCCCCAGUGUCCCCUAGCUCCAGGCCACCUUCUGUCUCUUAGUCUAAGUUUGCCCACCUGUAAAGUAGACUCAAGAUAUAUGUAGAGGGCUGUGACAACAGAUAUGGAAGGUUUGCUGCUGUAAAUACUGCCUUUGAGAAGGGGAUAAUUUUCACUAUGUAGAAGCUUCAGAAUUAGAGGUCCCUCUUGACCCAGGACCCGGGAGGGAAGUAGAUGUUUUGCCAAAAUACUAAUUCAUUCCUUUAAAAAGUACAUCUUUCCUAUGCAAGUGUGUCUCACGUGUGCUUACCCAAGGUGCUUUUAGAUGGUGAGCAGUGUUCAGCUUAGAAGUGGUGUGUGCUCUGUCUGUCUGUCCUUGUCUGUCUGUUGUAUACAGUGGGUGCCAUAUAAAGCUGAUCAACAGUG